AUCCCCCGUGUAAGAGUGAGGUGGAGGAGGACAUUCCAGGAGAUAUGACCACAGAAAAUCCCUGUGAGAAGCCUGAAGGAAACAUCAUCAUGUUGUCUCUAGAUUAUAAAGAAGAUGAAGAUAUCAUGCAGCGCUCUUCAGGAGAAAACUUCAUUACCUGUAAUGUACAUCCAGGACUUCACAGUGCAGAGCCAUCAAAUAAUUCCCCCAAGGAUGAGGAACUUUCUAAUGACCAAUCACAGAUUAUUAACCCAAGUCCAAAUCUAUCAUAUAAUCAUCCUAAACAUGAGGAAUCUUCUCCUGACCAAUCACAGAUUAUUACCCCAAAUAUAGGGCAGAAACGGGGUAAAAGGUUUAAUUGUGAGGAAUGUGGAAAACAUUUCAGAUAUAAGUCAGAGCUUUCUGUACACAGAAAUAGUCACACAGGAGAGAAGCCGUAUUCAUGUUCAGAAUGUGGGAAAUGCUUUCCAUAUAAAUCAUAUCUUUUAAGACAUGAGAGAAUUCACACAGGAGAGAAGCCGUAUUCAUGUUCAGAAUGUGAGAAAUGUUUUAACAAGAAGUCAAGUCUUGAUCGACACAAAAGAAUUCACACAGGAGAGAAGCCUUAUUCAUGUUCAGAAUGUGGAAAAUGUUUCAUAGAAAAACGAAGUCUUACUAUACAUCAACGAAUUCAUACAGGAGAAAAACCAUUUUCAUGUUCAGAAUGUGGGAAAUGUUUCAUAGAAAAACGAAGUCUUACUAUACAUCAACGAUUUCACACAGGAGAAACACCAUUUUCAUGUUCAGAAUGUGGAAAAUGCUUUAACAUGAAAUCAAACCUUGAUCAACAUAAGAGAAUCCACACAGGAGAGAAGCCGUAUUCAUGUUCAGAAUGUGGGAAAUGUUUUAGAGAUAAAUCAGAGAUUUUAAAACAUGAGAGAAUUCACACAGGAGUUAAGCCAUAUUCAUGUUCAGAGUGUAGGAAAUGUUUUACCAAGAAAUCAAAUCUUGAUCGGCAUAAAAGAAUUCACACAGGAGAGAAGCCAUAUUCAUGUUCAGAAUGUGGGAAAUGUGUUACCAAGAAAUCAAGUCUUGAACAACAUAAGAGAAUUCACACAGGAGAGAAGCCAUAUUCAUGUUCAGAAUGUGGGAAAUGCUUUGUCAGGAAAUCAAAUCUUAAUCAACAUAAGAUAAUUCACACAGGAGAGAAGCCAUAUUCAUGUUCAGAGUGUGGUAAAUGUUUUACAGAUAAAUCGUAUCUGGUUGCACAUCAGAGAAUUCACACAGGAGAGAAGCCAUAUUCAUGUUCAAAUUGUGGGAAAUGUUUCACAGAAAAAAAACGUCUUACUACACAUCAGAGAAGUCACAAAGGAGAGAAACCAUUUUCAUGUUCAGAAUGCGGGAAAUGCUUUACCAAGAAAUUAAGUCUUGAUCAACAUAAGAGAAUUCACACAGGAGAGAAAACAUGUUAAUGUUUUGUGUAAGAAUAAUGUUUUACAAAGAAAUUAACCACUUCCAGACGGAGCCAGAUUGCACUUUCAUGACAGCCUUUUUUUGUAAAUCUGACUUGUCGCUUUAUGUGAUAACUUUGGAAUUUUUUUACUUAUCCAAACAAUUCUGACACUUUUUUUGUGACACAUUGUACUUCAUCAUAAUGGUAAAUUUGGGUUGAUAUAUUUUGCCUUUAUUUAAAAAAAUAAAAUGUAUGACCACCAAAUAUAGAAAGGCACACAUGAAGAUGCAGAGAAAGCGAGAAAUAUUCCAAGCUCCAGUAUUGCA
Messenger RNA from Bufo bufo (common toad), 1758 nucleotides. RefSeq names its product gastrula zinc finger protein XlCGF26.1-like. Gene Ontology annotation, biological process: regulation of transcription by RNA polymerase II. Gene Ontology annotation, cellular component: chromosome. The transcript is spliced from 2 exons. Bases 45 to 1451 code for a protein of 468 amino acids. The record is from RefSeq and is a predicted model, not a curated record. Gene Ontology annotation, molecular function: chromatin insulator sequence binding. Lineage: Eukaryota; Metazoa; Chordata; Amphibia; Anura; Bufonidae.